Molecule: messenger RNA, 4832 nt
Organism: Echinops telfairi (small Madagascar hedgehog)
Lineage: Eukaryota; Metazoa; Chordata; Mammalia; Afrosoricida; Tenrecidae
Gene: DPY19L3
Product: dpy-19 like C-mannosyltransferase 3
Exons: 19
Coding region: 126-2276 (716 amino acids)
Cellular component (GO): nuclear inner membrane
Molecular function (GO): mannosyltransferase activity
Source: RefSeq, a predicted model, not a curated record
GAACCCCCUCAUUUGCACGGUGUUGCAUUCAGCCGCUCUGGGGCUCUUUCUCCCUGGCUUACUGGCCGCUGUGCGGCGCGGGAAGGAAGGAGGGCUUGGAAGGACAAUGCAUGUAAGUCUUUGACAUGAUGUCCAUCCGGCAAAGAAAAGCAAUAAGAACCACAGACGUCUGUGAGGACGCUCCGGCACAAGAAGAGAAUGUGAAGUCGGAAAGUAAACUGCCAUCUGGUUGUACCAGUAGAAGAUUAUGGAAGAUUCUGUCGUUUACAAUUGGUGGGACCAUUGCCCUUUUCGUUGGACUGCUUACAUCUGUCUACCUUGCCACUUUACAUGAAAAUGAUUUAUGGUUUUCUAACAUUAAGGAAGUGGAGCGAGAAAUCUCCUUCAGAACCGAAUGUGGACUGUACUAUUCCUACUACAAGCAAAUGUUGGAGGCACCAACUCUCAAGCAAGGUUUACAUGGCUUAAUAUACGAUAAUAAAACUGAAUCAAUGAGGACAAUUAACCUCCUUGAACGAAUGAAUAUUUACCAAGAAGUUUUUCUCAGUAUUUUAUAUAGAAUCCUACCCAUACAGAAGUAUUUAGAGCCGAUUUAUUUUUAUAUUUAUACCUUAUUUGGGCUCCAGGCAAUCUAUGUGACAGCCCUUUAUGCAACCAGCUGGCUCCUUAGUGGCACCUGGCUCUCGGGGCUGUUAGCAGCUUUCUGGUAUGUUACGAACAGAAUAGAUACCACAAGAGUGGAAUUCACCGUUCCAUUGAGGGAAAACUGGGCACUGCCAUUCUUUGCAAUUCAGAUAGCAGCAAUUACAUAUUUCUUGAAACCAAAAUUACAGCCUUUUUCUGAAAGGCUGACACUUCUUGCCAUCUUCAUUUCAACUCUUCUCUUUAGUCUGACAUGGCAGUUUAAUCAGUUUGUGAUGCUGAUGCAAGCAUUGGUACUGUUCACACUGGACUCCUUGGACAUGCUGCCCGCACUGAAGGUGACGUGGCUGUAUGUUAUACAGAUUGCAAGUUUAUUCCUGGUCUGCAUUCUUCAGUUUUUUAAUUCCAUGAUUCUUGGAUCACUGCUUAUAAGUUUUAACUUUUCAGUAUUAAUUGUGAGAAAAAUUCAGACAAAUAUGAAAACUGGAAGCUUCUUUAAUAGGCUUGGGAAACUUUUGUUACAUUUAUUCAUGGUUUUAUGUUUGACCCUUUUUCUCAACAAUGUUAUUAAGAAAACUCUUAACCUGAAGUCAGAUGAACACAUAUUUAAAUUUCUGAAGGCGAAAUUUGGGUUUGGCGCAACAAGAGACUUUGAUGCAAACCUAUACCUGUGUGAAGAAGCUUUUGGUCUCCUCCCUCUUAAUACGUUUGAAAGACUCUCAGAUACUCUCCUUUUUUAUGCCUACAUAUUCGUUCUGUCCAUCACAGUGAUUGCAGCUAUAGCUGUUGCCUUUCAUAAUCUCAGUGUUUCAGCAAAUCAACAUCCCAUGGAUAAAGUGAGAAAAUGCGCAGUUGAACUAAAACCAGAAACUGCCUAUAACUUAAUGCAUACUAUUCUAUUUGGAUUCCUGGCAUUGAGUACAAUGAGGAUGAAAUACCUCUGGACAUCACACAUGUGUGUUUUUGCCUCAUUUGGCUUAUGCAGCCCUGAAAUAUGGGAGUUACUUCUGAAAUUGGUCCAUCUAUGUAACUCAAAGAGGAUAUGUGUGAUUCGAUAUUCAGUGCCCAUAUUAAUACUGCUGUAUCUUGGCUGUAAGGUCUGGCCAGGAAUGAUGGCUGAGCUCUCCGAGUUGAGAGAAUUCUAUGAUCCAGACACAGUGGAGCUGAUGCACUGGAUUAACUCGCACACGCCGAGGAAGGCUGUGUUUGCUGGAAGCAUGCAGCUGCUGGCUGGAGUCAAGCUGUGCACGGGGAGGAUCCUGACCAACCACCCUCACUACGAAGACAAAAGCCUGAGGGAGCGAACCAAAGCGGUUUAUCAGAUUUAUGCCAAGAGGUCCCCAGAGGAUGUACAUGCGCUGCUCAGGUCCUUUGGCACCGACUACGUCAUCCUGGAGGACAGCAUCUGCUACGAGCGUAGGCACCGCCGGGGCUGCCGACUGAGGGACCUGCUGGACGUCGCCAAUGGACAUAUGAUGGACGGCCCAGGGGAGAACGAGCCUGAUCUGAAGGCUGCGGACCACCCUCGCUUCUGCGCAGAGAUCAAGAGAAGCCUGCCCCCGUACACGGCGCACUUCACCAGAGUGUUCCAGAACAAGACGUUCCACGUUUACAAGCUCACCCGAAACAAGUAGCACAGCGUCCUCCUCAAUCCCUAUUUUUGAUACAGCGAAACUCAGUUGAUCAUUUCUUAUGUAAUUAGGUACCCUGCACCCUAAAGCUGUGAUGAGUAAGUUCUACAGAUGUUUACACAAGUGUUAGCCAUCUUUGGAAGCAUCUUACACAAGUCCAAACUCUUUUCAUCUUGUCUCUUUUCCAUUAAUGUUCUUCAGCAUAAAUGUUUCUCAGCAUGGCCUAGCAUUUUGUUGGGGAGAUCAACCUGUGUUCACUGGUAGCCUGAACGGUCACCCACUCUUCUGGGAAUUGUGAGCCUGUUCAGGAUUUGAAAUACAUGUAGCCUUCAGCUGUCUUGAGACAGUUCUGGUUGGAUUGAAUUGAGGGUGUGUGUGAUUAAGUUAUUUGCUUUUAUUUCACUUGUGAAGACCAAUCAUUCAUUAGCUUUUUAAAGAGCUCUUUAGUGUUUCGUAUCCUGUAUUUUGGAGAUUUUUGGUUUGUUUUUAUUUUUAUUGUUUUCAAUUUUCAUUAGGAAAAAAAUCAUGUUAGGCCUUUGUAUGUAUAUGAAACUUUUUGGUUGAACUGUGUCUGAAUUGUAGUGUGUAGUAGGAUUUCAGUAAUAUGUAUAAUGUACUGUGUGUGUGUGUGUGUGUGUGUGUGUGUGUGUGUGUGUGUGUGUGUGUUUUGAUGCGGAAAAGCAUUGCCAACAAGUGUUCCAGGUCCAUAUUGUCUGUAGCCAGUAGAACUUGGGUUCUGACUUUAAAACCUGCUGGUAACUAUUUAACCCCGCCUUCAUAUAAGAGAGCUUUGCUUUACUUCUUACUCAUUUAAAUGGACUGAGUUUGCAAAAUUUUGUAAACUGUUUGUGUUUUUAGCCUUUGUAUUUUUUUACAGCUUACAACCUUGCAAAGUGAAUAUUUUUAAAACGCUGGGGCUUAACAAAUUUGCUGCUGUGGUAUUUUUAGCAGACAGCAUUUUCAGACCGGGUGGGCUUUGUGUCUCCAGUCUGCUGUGAGGUCCUGCUAGUGCGACUUUUCCUGACUCAAAAGUGCCUCCGAGUCCUGCCUACGAAGAAGCAAAUUGAGGGUACCUGCCCCCCAAAGUUCUGAUGAUUGCUUUUCGAAUUAAGUUUUCCUGGUGGGGGCUUGUCGAAGUUGCUGAUAAAAGCAUAUCAUGCAUUGACUUCAAUCGAGAUGGCAAGCGCGAUGAACUUCCGCCCUUGUUCUUGCAGAUGUAAAUGCUUCUCCUUGCCAUUGAGUGAAGCCAGGUAACACGUGCAGCAAGGUGGAUAGUGCACGUGCAAAUCGUUUUAUAUCCAGUUAGUACUUCCUAAGCAGCUGUCAAAACGUUUUCUACACUGUCAUUUUGAACACAAGGAUAUUUGGCUUUUAUCAAAAUUUAUUUAAAUAAGAAAUCGACAGUAGCUACAUUAUGAAAUUAUGCAGCUGAAACGACUGAAUUACAUGUUCCUUAUAUUCCUUAAGAAGAUGGGCGACCACUGCAGUUUUGGAUGACACAGAAAUAAGGCAUUUUAAUCAGUCUAACAACUCUUAAGUAAGCCAGUAACGAUGCAUGCCUGUUGCAGCUGACAGCAUGGGUCAGAGCAUCCUCCGAGUGCCUUUCUCUAGUUGACACAAGCACAUGUAAGGUACAAGUGCGUCCACCAGUGUGGCUGCGUUUUAAAAUUCUCUGUUACCUUUUCAGAUACAUUGAACUUUGGUUUGAAUAUUCCUGUAUGUGUUAGUCUAAGCACUUUGGGUAUUUGAAAUCUUGAUCACAUGAAAAUGUACUUAAAUUUUUUGAUGGCAUACGGUGAUUUUUUUUCUUUUAAAUUGUGGUCAUUCAGUGAUGCUGCCCCCACUACCCCAACCCCCCACCCUUCCACCCAGUGGGUGCCAUUGUUUGGGUACCAUUGUCUCCAAAGCUUGUAGUCUUUAGUAAAAGGUAUAAAGUGCCAAAAAGAUCUUGUAAGACAAAAUCCAUAUCCUCUUUCCAAGACACUGUGAACAUGUACAGUCCAGGCUGUUUCCUGAUGACCAGAUCUCUCAGGAAACCCAUGCGAGACGCUGAGUGCUCCUCGGCCGUCUCUGAGGACCCUGCCAUCAGCAGACACAGAAUCAAGGAGAAACCUUCUGAAGCCCGGCUCCGGUUUCCAGCCCCUGUACCAAGAGAAUUUCCGCUUGCAUCUGGUGCACACUCCCCUUUGCAACUGUGUUCACAUUUGGCAGUUGCCGCAGAUUAAGGCUCUAGUUUUGGUGGUUAGCAAAGCCCCUGGAUUGUGUUCAGAUUCAGCUGUCAGAACCUCUGAGUCCAAGCAAAGCGCUCUCACCUGCUGAACGCAGCAGAUGACCGGGGGUGCUCCGCCUGCUGGGAGCCCACACCCUGCCCUUCUCAGGUGCUCUCGCGCCCUCACCCUUGGUUGAGCCAUGUGCCAAAACCAGCAUGCUCAAUACUGAACAUUGCAAGCACACAAUUGAAAUACAGAUUUGCUUAAACCAGGGAAUUUGGGAGCCCUGGUAGUGGUUACGAGUUGUAUUGCUAACUACAAGGUCAGUAGUUCAAAGCCACCAGCCGCU